AUGCCUGCUGGAUCGGGAACUCAUUUCCGGAGGAUCCUCGAGCGUAAUGCCCGAGGCGCUACCCCGUUUUUUGAGGGGUUUACGGCUGUGGUCGUGGCUUCUUCCACCUCCCAAGCCAUUCCACCUUUCUCCUUGGAUAUGGCAUUUAUCGUCAUUCCAAAAGCCUCUACCCAUAUAGCUACAUUCGCCUUUGGAGUACUUAAUCUCCGUCUUAAUCGGAGAGACGGGGACUUUGCAGCUACUGGGGAUGUCACCCAUAUAACUGGUUCGUCACAGCCCACCGUGGCUUCCUUCUCUGCACUGCCAGCUGCAAACACCUGUGCCGGGGCUGUACGCCUAGAAAGCAUACCAGAAGAUCAAACGGAGUUGCAAUCGAUGGAUGCCACUGUUGCCAUGGAAAGGAAUGGCCAACGCAAUCCGUAA
This is a messenger RNA of Echinostoma caproni, 423 nucleotides long. NCBI's taxonomy places the organism in Eukaryota, Metazoa, Platyhelminthes, Trematoda, Plagiorchiida, Echinostomatidae. The record is from the annotation of a GenBank genome assembly.